Messenger RNA from Astyanax mexicanus (Mexican tetra), 4758 nucleotides. Its product is annotated as choline transporter-like protein 4. Gene Ontology annotation, cellular component: plasma membrane. The record is from RefSeq and is a predicted model, not a curated record. Gene Ontology annotation, molecular function: thiamine pyrophosphate transmembrane transporter activity. Lineage: Eukaryota; Metazoa; Chordata; Actinopteri; Characiformes; Acestrorhamphidae. The transcript has 23 exons. Gene Ontology annotation, biological process: choline transport; thiamine pyrophosphate transmembrane transport. Bases 144 to 2315 code for a protein of 723 amino acids.
UCAGCGGGCUGGUAACCGCUGGAGAGGGAGAGAUUGGAGCUGUAGAGGAGGCUGAGGAGCAGGAGCGCUGCAGUUCGCGAGGGUUUUGGUGUUUUUAGGGUUUUUAGAGACGGUUUAGGACAGUGGUGGAUCUUCAGAUCAGAAUGGGAGGGAAGAAGGAAGAGCAGCAGGCUGAGUAUGGUGAAGCUGCCCAAUUUGAUCCGACAUUCAAUGGACCAAUUCAUAAUAGGAGCUGCACUGAUAUCAUCUGCUGUGUGCUGUUCAUGCUGGUGGUUGUCGGCUACAUGGUGGUGGGAAUUCUAGCGUGGCUGUAUGGAGACCCCCGCCAUGUGCUCUACCCUCGUAACUCCACCGGCAUGUUCUGUGGCAUCACACCUAACCAAGAUAAGCCAAAUGUGUUUUAUUUUAAUAUUCUUCAAUGCGCCACUGCCACCAACAUCAUGGCUGCAUCACUGCAGGGUCUACAGUGUCCCACCAAUCAGAUCUGUGUGAAGUCGUGCCCACAGGAUUUCUGGGUUCUGAAUCCUCUGGCGUAUUCACCUGGAGCUAAGAUGUCUGAUUAUUUUAAUCAGGAUCUGUGUUUGCCGUCCUUCGACCUCAGCAAGACCACACUGACGGCGACAGAGAUCAUUGACAAGCAGCUGUGUCCUUACUUCUACACCCCCACCACCUCAGUUUUGGGGAGAUGUUUGCCCAGUUUUGGAAUGGCAGCAACUGAUGGCAUCCCUACUAACUUCUCUUACCCCGGGAUGACCCACAAUCAGACUGUGAAUACCAUCAAAAACGCCACGAGUGGAGGAGUGUAUACAGCUGAUCUGGUGCAGGGGUUUAAUGCUCGGGACGUUGGCGUGAGGAUAUUUGCAGACUUUGCCUCCACAUGGCAGUGGAUUGUUCUUGGGAUGGUGAUAGCAAUGGUGGUCAGUCUGCUGUUUCUGCUGCUGUUGAGGUUUUUAGCAGGAAUCCUGGUCUGGAUUCUCAUUCUCGGAGUUCUGGCUGUGGGAGCUUUCGGUAUAUGGUACUGCUAUAAUGAGUACAUGCAGCUGGCGAACUCCACCCUCACCUACAACAGCGUGGGCUUCACCACCAACGUUAACGUCUACCUGCAGAUCAGAGACACCUGGCUGGCCUUCUUGAUAAUACUCAGUGUGGUCGAGGGGGUUCUGUUGCUAAUUCUGAUCUUCCUGAGAACCAGAAUCCUCAUAGCCAUCGCCCUCAUCCAGGAGUCCAGCAAGGCUGUGGGUUACAUGAUGUCCACGCUGGUCUAUCCUCUCGUGACCUUUGUGAUGCUACUGGUGUGUGUUAGCUACUGGGGAAUUACCGCACUAUAUCUGGCCACGUCUGGAGGACCCAUAUACAACGUCGUAGCUCUGAACACUUCAGUUGGAGACUGCAGCGGCAUCACCGGCAACCAGAGCUGCGACCCACUGUUAUUUAACGGUACGGAAUACCCAGCCUGCCCCUCUGCUCGCUGUGUGUUUAUAAAGUACAACACAGAGGGUCUGUUCCAGAGGAAUAUCUUUAAUCUGCAGAUCUAUAACGUGAUCGCCUUCCUCUGGUGCGUGAACUUCGUCUUGGCUCUGGGUCAGUGUACGCUGGCCGGAGCCUUCGCCUCCUACUACUGGGCUUUCCACAAACCAUCUGACAUCCCAAUGUUCCCACUGAUCUCCUCCUUCAUGAGAGCACUGCGGUAUCACGUGGGCUCUCUGGCGUUCGGCGCUCUGAUUCUGACUCUGAUCCAGCUGGUCCGGAUCAUUCUGGAAUACAUCGACCACAAGUGCAGAGCUGCUCAGAACCCGUGUGCUCGGUUCCUGAUGUGCUGUUUAAAGUGCUGCUUCUGGUGUUUGGAGAAGUUCAUCAAGUUCCUCAACAGAAACGCUUACAUCAUGAUCGCUAUAUACGGUAAAAACUUCUGCGUUUCAGCCAAAAACGCCUUCCUCCUGCUGAUGAGGAACAUUUUGAGAGUGGUGGUUCUGGAUAAGGUAACAGAUAUGCUGAUGUUCUUCGGGAAGCUGCUGGUUGUUGGUGGAGUCGGUGUUCUGGCGUUCUUCUUCUUCACUGGUAAAAUUCAGGUUCCAGGAUCUUCAUUCCAGGCCUCCGCCUUAAACUACUACUGGAUGCCCAUCAUAACGGUGGUGGCGGGAGCGUAUCUGAUCUCUAACGGGUUCUUCAGCGUUUAUAACAUGUGUGUGGACACCCUGUUCCUCUGCUUCUUGGAGGAUCUGGAGAGGAACGACGGCAGCGCUGAGAAACCGUACUACAUGUCCAAGAACCUGAUGAAGAUCCUCAACAAGAAGAACAAACAGCCCAAAAACUGAAGAGGAGGAGGAGCUUCAUCCUCAGAUCCUGCAGAGCACUGUCACUUUUAUCCACUAAAAUCACUCUCUGAUCCUGAACAAACUUUCAGAUCAAAAUCACCAUCAUCUUCCUCCUCUCAGAUCCACUGAUACUGACCUCUGACCUUUAACUUUAUAAACUGUAUUAAACCAAAGAUUUACAGCCUUUACUGCACUUAAAAACACUUAACAAUAAAAAUAAGAUUCUCAGAGUUCUAGCAGGGGUUCUUAGGGGUUAUAACAAUAGAGGAUUCUCUUUAAGUGCAAUAUAGAACCUUUUUUAACAUUGGAUUUGUCAAAAAUUCAGUCCCUUUAUGUAAAGAAAUUGUUCUAAACAAAGUUGUUGAAGUUUAUAGAACUUUGGUUUCCAACUCCAGUACUAAAAGCUCAUUUUUAUAGCUGAUUUUAGUGGAUCCCAGUUGAAAGAUGAGUUGGGAACUGGGUAACCACUAAAAAAGAACCUUAAAGAACCCGUUUUCAGAAUGUUCUUCUGUAAACUGGACCAAUGAGUGAAGAUCUAGUAAUAUGGAGAUUUAAAGCUGACAAAAGUUUUUAAAUCUGUAUUUUGUAUAAUUAAAAUGACCUUAAAUGACUUUCUAACAAUUAGAAAUAUUUAAUACUGUAAAUAAAUAAUACUUAUAAAUUUCAACAAUGGCAAACAAAGUGUUUACAAAGUGGCUUGAAUUUGCGAAUUGGUAAAAUUUGCUGUUAAAAAUAUAUAAAAAUUUCAAAUAACAACUUACAGUUUUUAUAUUAAGAAAUAAAAAAAAAUGUUUAUGAACUCAAAUCUCAGAGAUUGGAACUCAGAAAUAAAAAUCUUAAAAUAAAAGAUCUUAUACCUGGGGGAUAUAUAUUCAAAUGUUUGGAAUCUGACAAUUUAUGAAAAUUGUACAAAAAUUUAAACAGCAAAUUUCAUCACCUCACACUUCCAAAAAAUUGUUAAAAUUAGUUUGAAUUGUUAAAAUUUAAAUGUAUAGAUUCCAGCAUUGAAUAUUUUUGUAUUAAUUUACCGUAUUUAGGACUAAGACUAAUGUCUCAACUAAUUCUUUAUUAUUUGAGCACUUUUUUUGAGAAAUAAAUUAUACUUUAAAUUUUAACUAUAAAAAAUAUCACAUUUUAAAAUAACUUACAAUUUUUAGAUUUAGAAGAUUCAGAUUCAUUUAUACUUGUUUAGAUUAAAAAGAAAUUGAAUCAUAAAUUAAAAUCUCAGAAAUUAGAACUUGCACCAGAAGUGAAAUAACUGAUAAAUUGAUUAGAAUUUUUGAAACAUGAAAAUUCAUUAAUUACAUUUUUUAAAAAUAACAUUUAAAUUUCACAACCUCAAGUCAAACAAAAGAAAAACGAUUAAAUAGUUGAAAUUAAAUUUUAUAAAAUACGGCAUUGCAUAUUUUUCUAACACUUUCCAAUAAUUAAUAGUACAUUAAUUAACAGUACUUUUGACAGAAUGACUCUAGUAAUUAUUAAUUACCACUAGUUAAGACAUUAUUAUUCAGUACGUUUUUUACUGUUGUCUCAAUUCUUUAUAACUUACAACAUUUUUUAGCAUUAAAAUUUAGUCAUGUUUAAAAAUUUAAUAAAUGUCUUAAAUAGUAUUAAUAAUUAUUAGAGACACUUUUCUAACCAUUUUAAACCAUGUUUAUUACUGUUAAGUACUGUUAAUUGCGACCCUUAUCAAAUAUUUUAGGUAAAUUUAAUAAAAAUAUACCAUAUACAGAUUUAAAUACUUGAAUUUGAAUUAGAAUACAGCAUUUAAACUCUAUAUAAGUCUAAACACUAUUGUUCCUACAGCUACGGCUCUUCUUUUCUGAGCACUCUGUGUAAUUCUAGCGUACUUUUAGUUUUAGUACUGAAUUUAGCCAAAAUUGUUCUUUUUUUUUUUUUUUUUCCCCUCAUCUUGGAUCACUUUUUGUCUUAUUCUUCACCCUCUAUAGCCAAUAGGCUUGGAGUAUUUAGAUUAAAGGACGUUUCUGUGCGUUUCUGUUGUGCAAUUCACAGGAUAUUAAAAUAAAAAUGUACUUUUGGUCCUGUAAAACUGAUUUCAACACAAAACUUGAAACUGUUGUACUUUUAAUAUUUCAGUUACUGAAUCUCAUCUUUUUUUUUUCAGAAACACUGAUUUUCAAUGUCUCCUGUUUGUUAAAAAAUACAGAAAAAUACCAAAAAAAGACUAAAUAAAGCCAUUAUUUGCCACAGUGUACACUAUAUAGCUUCCACCACUUUUAGUGCCAGAACGAUGUUUUAUUUUUAAAAAUGAAUAAAGAGUAGUUUUACACUGUUUUACAGCCGUUUCUGAUUCAGACGUUUAUGAAGGAUGUGAUUGGUCAAUUAAGUGCCUUUAAAUGAUUUGUAUAUUUAUGUCAUUGGAGUUUAACAGAGUUUAAGUAUAUAUGAAUGGAAAUAUAUUUAAUAAAAUGUUGAGAAUAAA